UGGACAGAUGUUUGUGAAGUAAACCUCUGAUAAAGUGAAGGCCCAGAACAAGAAAAAGAAGAAAGAAAGAAAGAAGGGCGACAACCAGGAUCAUUAUCAUGUCAGAGUCAAACGCAAUUGCAAAUGGUUUGGCUGGUGCAGGUGGUGGAAUUAUCGCUCAAAUCAUAACUUAUCCUCUUCAAGCGGUAAACACGCGCCAGCAAACUGAGAGAACACUCAAGAGGAACAAGCAAAACUUUAACACAAGUGCCACUGCUCCUGCUUCUGCUCCAGGCACUCUUUUUCAGAUAUUUCAGGUCAUUGGAAAUGAGGGCUUGGGUGGACUCUACAGUGGCCUCAAGCCUUCUCUUCUUGGAACUGCUGCUUCUCAGGGCAUUUACUACUACUUCUAUCAAGUUUUCAAGAACAAAGCGGUGGCCAUUGCUGCUGCUCGGAAAGUCAAAGGGCAUGGAGAUGGCACUGUUGGAAUGUUUGGCUGGCUUGUUGUGGCUGCAAUUGCUGGGUCCUUGAAUGUAUUGUGUACAAACCCAAUAUGGGUUCUAGUGACUCGUAUGCAGACACACACUCAAGCAGAAAGAAAAAUCAUGGAGCAAAAGAAAGAAGCAUUGAGGAGGGAUGCUUCAGAAAGCAGUUUAGCAGGUUCAACAUUAGAAGACCAAUUGGCUGAACUCAAUUCUAUAAAACCCCGACCAUAUGGAACUAUACAUGCAGCUAAUGAAGUAUAUAAUGAAGCGGGUAUUGUUGGAUUUUGGAAGGGUGUCUUCCCUGCCCUUAUUAUGGUUUGCAAUCCAUCAAUCCAGUUUAUGAUCUAUGAGAGUUCAUUAAAGCGUCUAAGAGAAAAACGUGCGGCUAAGAAGCAGGGGAGUAGUAGUGUAACCGCUUUGGAGGUCUUUUUGGUGGGAGCAAUAGCAAAACUUGGAGCGACUGUCACAACAUAUCCCUUGCUAGUUGUCAAGUUUUUUCUUUCCAUGCAGUCAAGGCUUCAAGCAAAACAGGAGAUUGGUGGAAGUAACACAUUAAGAUACACAGGUACUUUUGAUGCAAUACUUAAAAUCAUCCGUUAUGAAGGAUUUCCUGGUUUUUACAAGGGGAUGAGCACAAAGAUAGUGCAGAGUGUUUUUGCAGCUUCUGUUUUAUUCAUGAUUAAGGAGGAGCUUGUUAAGGCUUUUAUGGUGCUAACUGAUAAGAGCAAGAAAGUUGUAUUAAAUUUGGGUAGUUGACUUCUUUAACAUAUGGAAGGGAUAUCUUUCAGACUGGUUUGCCCAUCCCUAUUGGUUAUUCACAGCUUUUGGUGAGGGAUUGUUAAAGUUUUCACCAAAUAAUGGAUAAAGUUAAGGACA
Molecule: messenger RNA, 1340 nt
Organism: Lotus japonicus
Lineage: Eukaryota; Viridiplantae; Streptophyta; Magnoliopsida; Fabales; Fabaceae
Product: peroxisomal nicotinamide adenine dinucleotide carrier-like
Exons: 11
Coding region: 99-1220 (373 amino acids)
Biological process (GO): nucleotide transport; transmembrane transport
Source: RefSeq, a predicted model, not a curated record